UAUGGUAUGGGAAAUUACCAGUUCAAACUGUAGUUUGGGUUGCCAAUAGAGAAACUCCUCUUAAUGAUUCGUUGGGGGUCUUAAAGAUAACAGACAAAGGAAUUCUUAUCCUUCUCGAUCGCAGUGGGAGCGUGAUUUGGUCUUCCAACACAGCAAGACCUGCGAGGAAUCCAACCGCUCAACUUUUGGAGUCAGGAAACCUUGUUGUGAAAGAGGAGGGCGAUAACAACCUGGAAAAUUCCUUGUGGCAGAGUUUUGAACAUCCGACUGAUACGAUAUUGCCAGGCAUGAAGCUAGGAAGGAGUAGAAUAACAGGAAUGGAAUGGUCCAUGACAUCAUGGAAAUCAGAAGAUGAUCCUUCCAGAGGUAACAUUACAUGUAAACUUGCUCCUUAUGGAUAUCCUGACAUUGUUGUGAUGGAAGGUUCGCAAGUGAAGUACCGAUCUGGACUCUGGGAUGGUCUGCGGUUCAGUGGCGUGCCUAGCACAAAACCAAAUCCUAUAUACAAAUAUGAAUUUGUUUUCAAUGAGAAGGAGAUAUUUUACAGAGAAAGUCUUGUUGAUAAGUCGAUGCUUUGGAGGCUCGUGACAAGACAGAAUGGUGAUAUCGCGAGCUUUACUUGGAUUGAGAAAACACAAAGUUGGUUGCUUUAUGAAACAGCAAAUACAGAUAAUUGUGAUCGAUAUGCACUAUGUGGUGCAAAUGGUUUCUGUGAUAUUCAAAGCUCUCCAAUGUGUGAUUGCUUGAAUGGAUUUGUACCAAAAUCCCCAAGAGAUUGGAACGUGACUGAUUGGGCAAAUGGUUGUGUUAGAAGGACUCCACUAAAUUGUUCUGGAGAUGGGUUCCGAAAGCUCGCUGGAGUGAAGAUGCCUGAGACAAAAUCAUCGUGGUUUAGCAAGACGAUGAAUCUUGAGGAGUGCAGGAACACGUGCUUGGAGAAAUGCAACUGUACAGCAUAUUCAAAUCUGGACAUCAGGAAUGGAGGAAGUGGGUGCUUGCUCUGGUUCGGCGACCUGGUUGACAUUAGAGUUUUUGCUGAAAACGAGCAAGAGAUUUAUAUACGAAUGGCCGAAUCAGAACCAGAUAUUGGAGAUGGUGCAAGGAUAAAAAAAAAAUCCGAAGCCAAGAAAAGGAUCAUAAUAAGCACUGUGUUAUCUACUGGGAUUCUGUUCCUUGGCCUAGCCUUGGUCUUGUAUGCUUGGAUGAAGAAGCAUCAGAAAAACAUUAUUCUGCCUGCGGGACAAAUGACAGAAGCUCUGGAAAGAAGUUCAAAUAACAUGCAGAGGAAGGAAGAUCUGGAACUUCCAUUGUUUGAUUUCAGUACCUUGGCUUGUGCAACAAACAAUUUCUCUACCGACAAUAAACUUGGAGAAGGGGGUUUCGGAACAGUUUAUAAGGGAACAUUAGCAGAUGGACGAGAAAUUGCAGUGAAGAGGCUCUCUAAGAUUUCAAGACAAGGUCUUGAUGAGUUAGAAAAUGAAGCCAAUUAUAUUAUGAAACUUCAGCACCGGAAUCUAGUGAAGCUUCUAGGAUGCUGCAUCGAAAGAGAUGAAAAGAUGUUGAUCUAUGAAUUCUUGCCUAACAAAAGCUUGGACUUUUUUAUUUUCGAAAAAACACGAAGCUUUCUACUUGAUUGGCCUAAGCGCUACAACAUUAUCAAUGGUAUUGCUCGUGGACUCCUUUAUCUUCACCAGGAUUCAAGAUUAAGAGUAAUUCAUAGAGACCUGAAAGCCGGCAAUAUUUUAUUGGAUAAUGAGCUGAACCCGAAAAUUUCAGACUUUGGCCUGGCUAGAAGUUUUGGAGGAAAUAAAAUUGAAGCCAAUACUAAUAAAGUGGCUGGUACAUACGGCUACAUAUCCCCUGAGUACGCAAAUUAUGGACUCUACUCGGUAAAAUCAGACAUCUUCAGCUUCGGUGUAUUGGUGCUAGAGAUAGUGAGUGGGAACAAGAACAGAGGAUUCAGUCAUCCAGACCACCAUCUCAACCUUCUUGGGCAUGCUUGGUUACUGUUCAAAGAAAACAGGUCUUUGGAACUGGCUGCAGAUUCAAUAGCUAUAACAUGCAAUUUAUCAGAAGUGCUACGAUCAAUUCACGUGGGUUUAUUGUGCGUGCAAGAAAAUCCAGAAAUGAGGCCAACCAUGUCAAAUGUAGUUUUGAUGCUAGGUAAUGAUGAUGUACUGCCUCAGCCUAAGCAACCAGGUUUCUUCACUGAAAGGGAUGUGAUUGGAGCAAGCUAUUCAUCCAGCCUCAGCAAACCGUGUUCAGUUAACGAAUGCUCGGUUUCAGAGUUAGAACCCCAUUCAUUAACUGAGCUACAGAAAAAAACCAUAGAAGUAACGAUGGGUUACAUUCCCAUACUUCUUUUUUGCUUCUUUUCAUUGCUGAAUAGAGUAACGGCCACAGCCAUUGGCAUCAUAAACAUAACUCAGUUCAUCAGGGAUGGCGAUACCAUAGUUUCAGCAGAUGGAACCUAUGAAUUAGGAUUUUUCAGCCCUGGAAAGUCAAAAAACAGAUACUUGGGCAUAUGGUAUGGGAAAAUACCAGUUCAAACUGUAGUUUGGGUUGCCAAUAGAGAAACUCCCCUUAAUGAUUCGUUGGGGGUCUUAAAGAUAACAGACAAAGGAAUUCUUAUCCUUCUCGAUCGCAGUGGGAGCGUGAUUUGGUCUUCCAACACAGCAAGACCUGCGAGGAAUCCAACCGCUCAACUUUUGGAGUCAGGAAACCUUGUUGUGAAAGAGGAGGGCGAUAACAACCUGGAAAAUUCCUUGUGGCAGAGUUUUGAACAUCCGACUGAUACGAUAUUGCCAGGCAUGAAGCUAGGAAGGAGUAGAAUAACAGGAAUGGAUUGGUCCAUGACAUCAUGGAAAUCAGAAGAUGAUCCUUCCAGAGGUAACAUUACAUGUAAACUUGCUCCUUAUGGAUAUCCUGACAUGGUUGUGAUGGAAGGUUCGCAAGUGAAGUACCGAUCUGGACUCUGGGAUGGUCUGCGGUUCAGUGGCGUACCUAGCACAAAACCAAAUCCCAUAUACAAAUAUGAAUUUGUUUUCAAUGAGAAGGAGAUAUUUUACAGAGAAAGUCUUGUUGAUAAGUCGAUGCAUUGGAGGCUCGUGACAAGACAGAAUGGUGAUGUCGCGAGCUUUACUUGGAUUGAGAAAAAACAAAGUUGGUUGCUUUAUGAAACAGCAAAUACAGAUAAUUGUGAUCGAUAUGCAAUAUGUGGUGCAAAUGGUUUCUGUGAUAUUCAAAGCUCUCCAGUGUGUGAUUGCUUGAAUGGAUUUGUACCAAAAUCCCCAAGAGAUUGGAACGUGACUGAUUGGGCAAAUGGUUGUGUUAGAAGGACUCCACUAAAUUGUUCUGGAGAUGGGUUCCGAAAGCUCGCUGGAGUGAAGAUGCCUGAGACAAAAUCAUCGUGGUUUAGCAAGACGAUGAAUCUUGAGGAGUGCAGGAACACGUGCUUGGAGAAAUGCAACUGUACAGCAUAUUCAAAUCUGGACAUCAGGAAUGGAGGAAGUGGGUGCUUGCUCUGGUUCGGCGACCUGGUUGACAUUAGAGUUUUAGAUGAUAAUGAGCAAGAGAUUUACAUACGAAUGGCCGAAUCAGAACUAGUUGUAGAUAAUGGAGAUGGUGCCAAGAUAAAUAAAAAAUCCAAAGCGAAGAAAAGGAUCAUAAUAAGCACUGUGUUGUCUACUGGGAUUCUGUUCCUUGGCCUAGCCUUGGUCUUGAGUGUUUGGAUGAAGAAGCAGCAGAAAAACAGAAAAAUAGCAGAUGCUCUGGAAAGAAGUGCAGAUCAUAUGCACAAGGAAGAUCUAGAGCUACCAAUGUUUGAUUUGGGUACUUUGGCUUGUGCAACAAAUAAUUUUUCUGUUGAAAAUAAACUUGGAGAAGGGGGUUUCGGAUCUGUUUAUAAGGGAACAUUAGAAGACAGGCGAGAAAUAGCUGUGAAGAGGCUCUCUAAGAACUCAAGACAAGGACUUGAUGAGUUCAAAAAUGAGGCCAAUUAUAUAGUGAAACUUCAGCACCAGAAUCUAGUGAAGCUUCUAGGAUGCUGCAUUCAAGGAGAUGAAAAGAUACUGAUCUAUGAGUUUUUGCCUAACAGAAGCUUGGACAUUUUUAUUUUCGAAAAUACACACAGCUUUCUACUAGAUUGGACCAAGCGCUGCAACAUUAUCUUUGGGAUUGCUCGUGGACUACUUUAUCUUCACCAAGAUUCAAGACUAAGAGUAAUUCAUAGAGAUCUGAAAGCCAGCAAUAUUUUAUUGGAUGAUGAACUCAACCCAAAAAUCUCAGAUUUUGGCCUGGCUAGAAGUUUUGGAGGAAACGAAACUGAAGCCAAUACUAAUACAGUGGCUGGUACAUAUGGCUACAUAUCCCCUGAGUAUGCAAAUCAUGGACUCUACUCACUAAAAUCGGACGUCUUCAGCUUCGGCGUAUUGGUGCUGGAGAUAGUGAGUGGGAACAGGAACAGAGGAUUCAUUCAUCCAGACCACAGCCUCAACCUUCUAGGACAUGCUUGGAGAUUGUUUGAAGAAAACAGGCCUUUGGAACUGGUUGAAGAAUCACUAGUAAUAGCAUGCAAUUUAUCUGAAGUGCUACGUUCGAUUCAUGUGGGUUUAUUGUGUGUGCAAGAAAAUCCAGAAGAUAGGCCAAACAUGUCAAAUGUUGUUCUGAUGUUACGUGAUGAUGGUACUCUGCCUCAGCCUAAACAACCAGGUUUCUUCACUGAAAGGGAUCUGACUGAAGCAAGAUAUUCAUCCAGCCUGAGCAAACCAUGUUCAGUUAAUGAAUGCUCGAUUUCAGAGUUAAGACCAAGAUAGAUUGCAUUUUGCGCUGAUAUUUUGUAUUGUUUCUAGAUGGUUAUUCUCUACUUUUCGAAAUAUUAAUUUGUGGUUAUGUUCUAGGCAUAUAUAAUUCAGCCAUCCCACAAAGAAAUAAUGUAUUUUGAUCAACUAUGGUAAUAUAUGUAUGGUAUGUAAGGCUGGUGUAAUAAAAGGUACGCAUGAAGUGUAAGGAAAUGGAUCUUCAAGUUAUUUAAA
This is a messenger RNA of Populus trichocarpa (black cottonwood), 5033 nucleotides long. RefSeq names its product G-type lectin S-receptor-like serine/threonine-protein kinase At4g27290. Bases 288 to 4814 code for a protein of 1508 amino acids. Gene Ontology annotation, molecular function: ATP binding; protein serine/threonine kinase activity. NCBI's taxonomy places the organism in Eukaryota, Viridiplantae, Streptophyta, Magnoliopsida, Malpighiales, Salicaceae. The transcript is spliced from 14 exons. The record is from RefSeq and is a predicted model, not a curated record. Gene Ontology annotation, biological process: recognition of pollen; protein phosphorylation.